AUGUUUCGACUUGAAUAUAGUCUGAGUCACCCUCAUCCCAAGGGCCGUUUAUUUUUCUUCGCGACUCUCGUCAUAUUUCUGCUCUCUUUGCCGGUCAUAGUAAUUGUGAAUAUCGUCACCCUAGGCUCUGAGUUGGUUCCAUCUCUGCAACCAAACUUUGAGUCUAAUUCACGUUUGGAUAACUGGUGGGACGCGCACCGCCUACCGCCUCUAUUGCGUCCAAAACCCGCACGAUGCGAGCCCAAAGAUUUGGGUAGAGGUGAUACGUUUCGACUCACGCCAUCGCUGUUCGACUACACUGUCUUGAGCACAUGGAAUGCAUCCAAGCCGGUUGGAGCUGACGGGGUACGGGUGCAAGAACGUGUCGAAUAUCGAGGACAACAUUUCAGUAGCUGCUAUGCGAACACCGCUCGCUUUGAAUACAGUCUAGUUGAGCAAACGCAGACGGUUAAUGUCGGUGUAGAAUGCCCUGGAAAUCAAACCGUUGAUUAUCCGAUAUAUGUGUCAAUGCAAACUAACAUGGUAUUCGCCGUGGAGCUCAACAAAGACUUCGUUGGGCAGUACUAUGGUUCCAUUCGAGGAAUUGACUCCAUCAACGAAACAAGUUCGACAGAUUAUCGAAAACAGGUCCUAGCAGCGAUUCAAGCGAUUGCGACCGACUCUUUGGCCAUUAUGAGCAAAAAUCAUCUCUCAAGUCCUGCCUUGAGUAUGAGAUUAAGCUUCAACGUAGAUCCAGAUACGGCUGAGCCCAUACCCAGCACGUCAGCAUUAACAUACGUGAAUGGAACUUAUGCUGCAACAUUUCCCUCUGAGGCAUUCAUUUACACGAACACUAUUUACAACCUGGUAAACACUGCCAUCAGCGCGGUCAACCUAGACCUCCUGAAUAAUAAAACUCUGAAUAUUUUCAAGAACGCAACGUUUUUCCAUUCUCGUAUGGUGAAAAACCCUCCACCACCCCCUAUCAACUCCUCUAAUUGGGCAGAAGGUUUCCAGACCUUUUACUACGGAAAUCUCGCUCCUGGAUAUCAAACAUGGGCAGAAAUGCUCCUCGAUGGAAAACCUGUCUCCCUGGGGAAUCCGACGGGGCUACCGGAGCAGUCAGCUAUGGUCGUGACUUACCUCUGCCCGGCCUACAAGGUCAAACCGACCAACUCAUUAUUGUCAUCUGUAUUCGUUGGCUCUGCGACAAUGACGCUUUCAGUGUGGGGUGUCUGGAUGCUCAUAACUAGUUUCGUGGCCAAGAGAAUUUCACCACCACGCGUCCAAUGCGUAUGCGAAAUAUGCGAAAAGCAGAAGGAGGUUGGGAUCGCAGAGAACGACAAACAAGUGGAAGAAGCAAAAGUAAGGGGGCCCAAGACUGGUCUCCUUAGGAGAUUUAAGGCACUAGCAGGAAUUGGGGAGAAAUCAGUGCCCUCUUCAACCUCUGGAAGAGACGAAGAAACCGUGCCAAAUGACCAUCAAGCAUCCAACGAAGAUAGCAAGAUCGAGCCCCCGAAGCACAUAAAGCAUCUCUCUGAAUACAGCACCCUCUCAAAAGGAGAGUAG
Molecule: messenger RNA, 1548 nt
Organism: Rhizoctonia solani
Lineage: Eukaryota; Fungi; Basidiomycota; Agaricomycetes; Cantharellales; Ceratobasidiaceae
Exons: 5
Coding region: 1-1548 (515 amino acids)
Source: RefSeq, a predicted model, not a curated record